AUGUUCGCCAGAUCAGCAGUCCGGACUCUUCAGUCCGCCCAGCCCUUUAAGCAGUCGAUCCGCCGCUACGCAACCGAGCCCAAGCCCUCCGGAUCCGGCAACACCGUCCUUAUCGCCUCCGCCGCCGUCGCCGCCGGUGCUGGCGCCUGGUAUUUCUUCUCCAGCAACCCCGGCGCAGCCGCCAAGGCCGAGGCUAAAGUCAAGGAUGCCGCCAGCUCGGUCACGGGCGCCGCCGCCAAGGCCGCCCUGACCGGUGGUGACCAAGGCUUCGUCAGCCUCAAGCUCGACGACGUCGAGAUCGUCAACCACAACACCAAGCGCUUCCGCUUCAAGCUGCCCGAGGAGGACAUGGUCUCUGGUGUUACAUUCACGAGCGCCAUCCUGACAAAGUACAAGCCCGCGGACGCCGAGAAGCCUGUUAUCCGGCCAUACACCCCCAUCAACGAUGAGGACGCCAAGGGCUACAUGGACUUGCUGGUCAAGAAGUACGAGGGCGGCCCCAUGUCGACACACAUGCACGACAUGGUGCCCGGCCAGCGCCUCGAUGUGAAGGGGCCCCUGCCCAAGUACCCGUGGACUGCCAAUAAGCAUGACCAUAUCGCCCUCAUUGCCGGCGGCACUGGCAUCACGCCCAUGUACCAGCUCUGCCGCGCCAUCUUCAGCAACCCGGCCGACAAGACCAAGGUGACGCUUGUCUUUGGCAACAUCGCCGAAGAGGACGUCCUGCUCAAGCAGCAGCUCGCCGACCUCGAGAACACGUACCCCCAGCGCUUCCGCGCCUUCUACGUGCUCGAGAAGCCCCCCAGCUCUUGGGCCGGAAACAAGGGCUACAUCACCAAGGAGCUGCUCAAGACCGUCCUGCCCGAGCCCAAGGAGGAGAACGUCAAGCUCUUUGUCUGCGGUCCUCCCCCUAUGAUGAAGGCCAUCUCCGGCCCCAAGACCAGCCCCAAGGACCAAGGUGACCUCGUCGGCAUCCUCAAGGACCUCGGUUACUCCCAGGACCAGGUGUACAAGUUCUAG
Messenger RNA from Thyridium curvatum, 1020 nucleotides. RefSeq lists its product as uncharacterized. Gene Ontology annotation, molecular function: cytochrome-b5 reductase activity, acting on NAD(P)H. Gene Ontology annotation, biological process: ergosterol biosynthetic process. The transcript has 3 exons. Bases 1 to 1020 code for a protein of 339 amino acids. Lineage: Eukaryota; Fungi; Ascomycota; Sordariomycetes; Thyridiales; Thyridiaceae. The record is from RefSeq and is a predicted model, not a curated record.